AUCUUGCAGGUCAAGAUAUUCGUCAAUGUUGUGAAUAUCCAUUUCUUGUUUUUUUUUCUUCCGUUGUGUUUAAUUAAGAGAAGAAGGUGAGAAUUUUCUAUUUCCUUUCCCUUUACAGUCUCCCCUCCAAAUCAUAACAAAAAAAAAAAAAAAAAAAAAACUCUUUCAACCGUCACAUUGAGAUGGGCUAUGACGAUCUUUUUUUUUUUGAUGUAUUGGCGGGUCCCUUUAUCUUUCUAAACUAAAAAUGAGCAAUAACACCAAAACUUUAGAAGCCAUCAAAUAUACAAGAGGAAACUUGAGUAUCCUCAACCAACUCGUUUUACCUCACGAAACUCUCUUCGAAACUGUCUUGAACGUUCAAAAUGGUCAUGCUGCCAUCAAGACCAUGAAGACUCGUGGUGCACCUGCUAUUGCUAUUGUUGCUGCCUUAUCUUUAGCUGUAGAUGUCUAUGCACGUCAACAAGACGAGGAGUUCACCACAGUCGACCAAGUUGUCCAAUUCUUGUACGAGUCUCUCGAAUACCUCAAGACCUCUCGUCCUACCGCUGUCAACUUAUUCGAUGCUGCUGGUAAACUCUGGACAUUGAUUCAAGCAACUGCUGCCGAAGCCAAAGAACCCGCCGCUGUUGUCAAUGCCUAUAUUGAAGCUGCUGAACAAAUGUUGGUAGAUGAUGUCAAGGACAAUAAGAAUAUUGGUAAAUUUGGUGCUCAGUAUAUUCUCGAGAACGCAAAGGAUAAGGAAAACAUUAGUGUCUUGACCCAUUGUAACACUGGUUCUCUUGCUACUGCUGGUUGGGGUACUGCUUUAGGUAUCAUUCGUGAUUUAAACGCUAAUGGUAAACUCCAACAUGCUUAUUGUACCGAAACUAGACCUUAUAACCAAGGCUCUCGUUUAACCGCUUAUGAACUCGUGUAUGAGGAGAUUCCUGCUACCUUGAUCUGUGAUAAUAUGGCUUCUGCUUUAUUAAAGCAAAACCCUAGUGUACAAGCCAUUGUCGUGGGUGCUGAUCGUGUGGCUGCUAAUGGAGAUACUGCCAACAAGAUUGGUACCUAUCAAUUAGCUAUUGCUGCCAAAUACCACGGUAUCAUGUUUAUCGUUGCUGCUCCUUCUACCUCUAUUGAUUUAAACACAAAGUCCGGUGAUGAUAUUGUGAUUGAGCAACGUCCCUCUGAAGAGCUUGUUACUGUUUCGGGUGUACGUGUUCAAGACGAUGAACCUACUUGUAUUCGUAUUGCUGCUGCCGACAUUGGUGUUUGGAACCCUAGUUUUGAUGUGACUCCUGCUAGUUUAAUCUCUGCUAUUGUGACUGAACAAGGUGUUGUCUUGAAGAAUGGACAAUCUGAAUUUGACAUGACCUCUUUCCUUAAAAAAUAAAGAAUAUCCCCCACAACCUACCAUUAUA
This is a messenger RNA of Mucor mucedo, 1406 nucleotides long. Its product is annotated as S-methyl-5-thioribose-1-phosphate isomerase. The coding region runs from base 248 to 1378 and encodes 376 amino acids. The record is from RefSeq and is a predicted model, not a curated record. NCBI's taxonomy places the organism in Eukaryota, Fungi, Mucoromycota, Mucoromycetes, Mucorales, Mucoraceae. The transcript is spliced from 2 exons. Gene Ontology annotation, molecular function: S-methyl-5-thioribose-1-phosphate isomerase activity.